This is a messenger RNA of Sphenostylis stenocarpa, 849 nucleotides long. NCBI's taxonomy places the organism in Eukaryota, Viridiplantae, Streptophyta, Magnoliopsida, Fabales, Fabaceae. The record is from the annotation of a GenBank genome assembly.
AUGGACUCCGUUCCCUUUCGCGAUGGCAACAUACACGCGAUUCUCGACUCUCGAUAUCUCCAUUCUCCACUGGACGUUAAUCACACUUUGCAGACUCAUUCCUCUCUGAUUCGGAGGCUUUCUCAAGAAAGAGAGUUUGAGGGCCACCUUGGGUGUGUCAAUGCGGUGGCUUGGAAUUCCAAAGGUUCGAUGUUGAUAUCUGGAUCAGAUGAUACUCGGAUCAAUAUUUGGAGCUAUUCUGGCCGAAAACUUCUACAUUCAAUUGACACAGGACAUACUGCAAAUAUAUUCUGUACUAAGUUUAUACCAGAAACUUCUGAUGAGCUUGUAGCCUCUGGAGCUGGAGAUGCUGAAGUCCGGUUAUUUAAUUUGUCUCGCUUAAGUGGGAGUGGAUCUAGUGACAAUUCCAUCAUUGUUCCAUCUGCGCUUUACCAAUGCCACGCUCGAAGAGUCAAGAAAUUGGCUGUUGAAAAUGGAAACCCCAAUGUAGUAUGGAGUGCUAGUGAAGAUGGGACCCUAAGACAACAUGAUUUUCGGGAAGGUACUUCCUGUCCUCCAGCUGGGUCUUCACACCAAGAGUGUCGAAAUAUUCUUCUUGACUUACGAAGUGGAUCUAAAAGAUCACUUGCUGAUCCUCCUAAACAAGUCCUUUCUUUAAAAUCUUGUGAUAUUAGUUCAACUAGACCACAUUUGCUCCUUGUUGGUGGGAGUGAUGCCUUUGCACGCUUAUAUGAUAGAAGGAUGUUGCCACCUCUUAGCUCAUGUCGGAAAAGAAUGUCUCCUCCUCCUUGUGUUAAUUAUUUUUGUCCAAUGCAUCUUUCUGAUCGUGUGAGUCCUUUGCUUUACUGA